Molecule: messenger RNA, 435 nt
Organism: Gongylonema pulchrum
Lineage: Eukaryota; Metazoa; Nematoda; Chromadorea; Rhabditida; Gongylonematidae
Source: the annotation of a GenBank genome assembly
GCCGCUGUGAAUUUCUUUCUUGCUUCCAUUUCUGUAACAAGAUUUUGUGAUUUGGAACCCGAGAAUGCACUGAAAAACACCACCAUUUCGGAAAGCAAUGCAAAAGUGAAUGGAAGUUCUACUGUACAAUCCACAACUGUUACGCCAAUGCCAGCGAUACAGAACGGAAAACCAAGCGCCGGAUUUAUGCUUGCCGGGGGAGUAAUGAGCCAUAAAGAAUCGAUAUUUUUGAAGCUCAAUAAGCGGAUCAGUAAUUUGGAAUUGCAUAUGUCACUGAGCAGUGAAUAUCUAUCCGAACUAAGUAGACGCUAUGUUCUGCAAACGACCGAAAGUCGACGACAAGCUGAGCUAAUAAUUAAGCAAGCCGAAGAAGCGGCUGUGAAGGCAGUCAAACCCAUCGUUGACGCUCUGAAAAUUCAGGUAAUUUAUUUUUGA